Messenger RNA from Nannizzia gypsea CBS 118893, 573 nucleotides. RefSeq names its product ribosome biogenesis protein NIP7. The transcript has 3 exons. Bases 1 to 573 code for a protein of 190 amino acids. Gene Ontology annotation, cellular component: nucleus; nucleolus; preribosome, large subunit precursor. The record is from RefSeq and is a predicted model, not a curated record. Gene Ontology annotation, molecular function: RNA binding. NCBI's taxonomy places the organism in Eukaryota, Fungi, Ascomycota, Eurotiomycetes, Onygenales, Arthrodermataceae. Gene Ontology annotation, biological process: ribosome assembly; ribosomal large subunit biogenesis.
AUGCGUCCGCUCACGGAGUCCGAGACUCAAACACUCUUCACAAAGCUGGCAAACUAUACGGGCCGCUCAUUAAACCAUCUCAUCGCACCUCCCACCUCGUCUGGCGACGAGUCUGCGGAUGAUCGAUAUGUCUUCAGACUACAUGGCUCUAGAGUCUACUACCUCCGACUCUCAGUGGCGAACCUUGCUACGUCGAUUGCGAGACCGAACCUGUUGUCGAUAGGAACCUGUCUUGGUAAAUUCACAAAGACUGGAAAAUUCAGAUUGCACAUCACGGCGCUGGACGUGAUAGCACCUCAUGCCAGAUAUAAGUUAUGGAUCAAGCCCAAUGGAGAGAUGCCAUUUCUGUAUGGUGGAAAUAUUGUGAAAGCGCACGUCGGUAGAUGGAGUGAAGAUUGCCCGGAGCAUCAAGGAGUUGUUGUGCUGUCAAUGGACGAUACCCCCCUUGGCUUCGGGGUAACUGCUCGCUCAACGAUGGAAGCCAGAAAGCUUGAUCCAACUGGGGUGGUAGCAUUUAGGCAAGGAGAUAUAGGGGAAUAUCUGAGAGAGGAGGAUACCCUUUUCACCACAUAA